Messenger RNA from Papaver somniferum (opium poppy), 783 nucleotides. Its product is annotated as F-box/kelch-repeat protein At3g06240-like. Lineage: Eukaryota; Viridiplantae; Streptophyta; Magnoliopsida; Ranunculales; Papaveraceae. The coding region runs from base 1 to 783 and encodes 260 amino acids. The record is from RefSeq and is a predicted model, not a curated record. The transcript has a single exon.
AUGUCUUAUGAUGAUGGCCAGCUUGACAAUUUUUCUGAAGUUUACUUAUACACAGCUGGUUCAUGGAGUAGAGGCCAAAACAUCCCUUAUUCGUGUUCUGAUGGGACUGAUGUCGUGCUUCUGAAUGGUGUUCUUCAUUGGUUAGGUGAAACAGUUCAUUGGACUGGCGAUACCGCCACUCGUGAAGAAACUAUAAUCUCCUUCGAUAUCAACAGUGAAAAGUUCAUGGAUUUGCCGUUUCCUGAAGGAACUAUGACAUGUCCAGAACAGCGUUUGGAUGUCCAAGUGCUGGGAGAUUCCCUUUGCUUAGUUUCUAGUGUCCGCAAGGUACGUGUUGAUGUAUGGGUUACGCAAAGUUAUGGAGUGAGAGAAUCUUGGACAAAGGAAUUUACCAUUACCCAAGAAAUCAUUACUGCAAAUCCCAGUUCCUUAAAGUUUUAUGGUUUUGCUAAAAAUUGUGAGAUUCUAAUACAGCUUGAUGAUUGUUUCGGUUUAUACGACCGAAAAAAUAAUAGCCUUAGGAUCCUGAAUUUAAAUGGCACCAUCGACGGUUACCUUUUUUCGGAGAGUUACGUGGAGAGCUUAGUUUCAGUGACAAGUACAAUGGAACAAAAACAAAAGAAAUACACUGGUGAAGUUCAAGAUUCUCAUUUGGAGAAAAUCUCUGAAGUUAUAAUGGAAGCAGUUGCAGAUAAAGAAGCAAAACGCAAACGUAAUGAAUUAACUGAAAGUAAUAUUACUUCUAAAAGAAAACGAGUGAUAACCAAGAAUUGGAUGAUGUAA